AUGGACAAUCGUGAUAAUGUGAUUGAAGCAUUCGUGAACGAAACGCGCACUCCGCACAGUACUGCAUUUGCUUUUCAUGAUGGGCAGCAAUGGGAUUAUGACAAAUCACUACAAUAUUAUUAUGAUUGGGAAAAGAAAGACGAUAUAGUGCCGCAGAUUUGUGCUUCUAAUUCUUCUGAUAAAAUAGAUGACUCGGAUGUGGAGGAGAGCAGAGAGUAUGAGGAAACCCUGUGCUGGCCAUCUUACGCCUUUGUGCUACCAAAUUUAUUUGAACAGCCAGCUGAUUUUAGAAAUUAUUUAGAAAAAGAUUUGAUUGAAACAUCAACUCUUAAACGGCUUGAAAAUUCUGGCCAUUUGAAUUGGUGGUGUUGGAAUGGUAGUGGACAACGGAUGUGGCCUUUGAGUACUACCGGUGACGGUAAUUGUCUUCUGCAUGCGGCAUCGCUUGGUAUGUGGGGUAUUCAUGAUAGACAGUUGAUGUUACGAAAGAUUUUAUAUGAGAUGCUGACGAGAGGAAGUAGACGCCAUGUACUUUGGCGACGUUGGCGUUGGGCGGAAAGUCAAUCAAAUUUGCAGUCAGGCCUUGUUUUAACAGAUGAAGAGUGGCAGUGUGAAUGGGACAAUGUUCUCCACAUGGCCGCAGCAGUUCCGAGAACUUUUACUACUUCAGAAGAUAACGAAGCUGAGAAGAAUAAUAGUACUGAACAAAUUUAUGAAAGUUUGGAGUCGAUUCAUGUAUUUGCACUUGCUCAUAUUCUCAAACGUCCAAUAAUUGUUGUGUCGGAUACAGUGCUUCGCAAUGCUAUCGGUGAAGAACUUUCGCCAAUUCCAUUUGGCGGGAUUUAUUUACCUUUGGAAUGUCCUUCGAAUCAAUGCCAUCGUUCACCACUUGUUCUUUGUUAUGAUUCAGCUCAUUUUUCAGCUCUAGUUACAAUGCGUCACACACCAUCUAACUCUCUGCAAUCCAUCAUUCCAAUUACUGAUAGAAACCGUAUUCUGCUUCCUUUGCAUUUUUCUGUUGACCCAGGACCGGACUUCUCUUGGUGGAAAGAUUCCGAAGAUGCUGAAAUAGCAGCACGAAUCCAACUGACCGAAGCUGAUAGACUUUCGCUUAUUUGUGAAUAUAUGGAUAUUGUUAAGAUUCCAGUUCGCCGAUACUCAUUCCGACACAACUUGACUGGAAUCGGAUUGGUAAGCGGUGAGGAUGGGAGGAAGUCGAUGACAUUAUCAUGUGGCGAUGUCUUCAUUACUAAAGAUCAUUCCUCCAGGUUACUGAGUGAAAUAGCACAACAAAUCAAAAAACGGCUAAAAAUAGGACGCAGAAAAAAGAACCAGCUAAUUGAUGCAGAACAGGUUACAGUGUCAGAUUUGCGGUGUACGAAUCUUGUUAUAGCUGCACGCUUACAUUCCCAUGCCCAUCAGUAUAUGGAACAUAUGGUAGAUAAUUAUUUGUGUUUAGCGAAAGAACGUUUCGAGCAAUCGAAAAAUGCUCCUGGAACAAUUUCGCGUCAGCGUGCCAGACUAUCGCACUCUUUUAGUACAUCGUCGUUGCUAGUCACUUGUAUCAAUAAACAAUGUCAGAAGAGCGCCUCGCAGUCAACGAAUUUCUUAUGCAACGAUUGCUUUGAGUAUCAAAAGCAGUUGAUGGCCUCGUUUGGAUGCUCACAACCGGGACAUUUGCGCUCGCUUCGUUCGUGCCUUUCAACCGCCCUUCAAAAUUCAUCCAAUUCAUCACCUCCAACAGGUUCUAUUACAUCUGAUACGAUGCCAUCUAUUACGAUAUCAUCAAGAACUGCUUCUCAUACUGAUGGCAGAGGACGCAUGAAUGCUCGGAAUACAUUAGGUCAUACUUCGAAUUCAGUUGCGGCCGGUGGCAUCAUGCAAGCAUUGCGGUCUCAUGUUCCUAACUCAGAACAUUAUUGCGAACAUACAUCUACUGGUUGUGAAGGAAUUGUUCAUACGGUAGCUGUUCAUUACUCACAUGCUCCAACCGAAGAUGUUACUACCAAAGUUGCAUCUAUAGAAGGAGCAAAUGGAGUAACUCAUUACUAUAUUUCACAGUAA
Messenger RNA from Acanthocheilonema viteae, 2064 nucleotides. The record is from the annotation of a GenBank genome assembly. NCBI's taxonomy places the organism in Eukaryota, Metazoa, Nematoda, Chromadorea, Rhabditida, Onchocercidae.